AUGCGAUUUUCACCCACAAUCACCACCGACCGGCCUCCACCACCAACUCGUCGGAAUAGUUUCAACCCUUUCGCCGGAUUGCGUUCCAAACCCGACGACAGUAGCUUCUUCGACAUCAAUUGUCGACGACGCAUUAAUCAUAUACAAAGGAGAUUGGAUUGUUAUUUAGGUGAAAUAUCAAGAAACAACAGUACUCUUGGGGCAAAUCGCAUCUAA
This is a messenger RNA of Lactuca virosa, 216 nucleotides long. The record is from the annotation of a GenBank genome assembly. Lineage: Eukaryota; Viridiplantae; Streptophyta; Magnoliopsida; Asterales; Asteraceae.